Messenger RNA from Phytophthora infestans T30-4, 501 nucleotides. RefSeq lists its product as uncharacterized. NCBI's taxonomy places the organism in Eukaryota, Oomycota, Peronosporomycetes, Peronosporales, Peronosporaceae. Bases 1 to 501 code for a protein of 166 amino acids. The transcript has 4 exons. The record is from RefSeq and is a predicted model, not a curated record.
AUGGAGGAGCAAGCUGCGCAUCUCGCGAUACAUGGGCAGCAGCGAGUUACUCGCAAGACCGCCGCAAAGCUGAGGAUAAAUCACGAAGACUGGCCGGGCGAUGAUAGAUGGGAAACCCGUGCUCUACUACUCAUGUAUCCAAGAAAGUCGAUCGCGGUGGAGUCGACCGAUAAUGACCGUGCGUUGGCUGAGGUCAUUGCUGCGAAAGAAGAUGUACAGGUCCUCUGCUCUCGGCGGAUGGGACAGCUACUGGACUUUCGUAAAUACUUGUGGCUUCAUACGACGUCUAUCCUGGUAUUUAUGAUGGUGCUUCGUGAUGAAUACCCAGAUGUUGCAUUCCUGGUGAGCCGACAUAUCCAGGCUGAAACGAACAAGGGCGUCUGUUUCAUGUUUGACCCCCUACAGAGCCAGCACAAUUACGCUAUCGUCGAGCGUAGCCUCGUGCGGAGUGUGGUGCAUUGCCAUACUCGAAAUCCUGCCAAGUGGUGCCUCGUGGGAUGA